AUGGCUGGGUCGCGCGAAAGGUUGCUAUAUGACAGAAGAUCAGACUUGGACUACGAAUAUGAGCGACGUCGCCGCUAUGAGAACCGAAUCGAGAAUAACCGGCCCGAAAACCGGGUCCGAUAUGAUCGCUAUAGAGCGGAGCGUCCUCGCCGAAAUGGUUACGUAUAUGAAGACAUUUACUCUGACUUCGACGAAGCGCAGGGUCGCUUAUCUCUCUUCCGACCAAUCAGACCGGAGUAUCUGAACCUCCCUAACGCACAUACGAAAUACAACUCCCUACCACGAAACUAUUACAACGAAAGACGAUACAAAAAGGACUAUUACGACUUCAGAAUCGAGGAACGCCGCCCGCGCGAAUCUUAUGACUACCAGCGAAAACGCCGUAACGAGUUUGCGUCCAAGCCAAAAAAUGUAGCGGUGUGCAAACCACUCCGUUUACCGGAACAAAACGUUCGCUAUUGGACCACAGACUUUCCAAAAGAGAAGAAGAGGAAAGAUGAAACGAAGAAGAUAGUUAAAUUCUCAGAAGUAUCAGGGUGUCAGAAGAUGGUGGUUGAUGAUCCCAUAUGUGGGAAGAAAACGGUAGCGGCGAGAGAGUUAGAGGUUUCGUUGGAUCAAAUGAUACAGAAUGGAUAUUUCGAGAAGCAUAAUAUACCGAUAUUGAAGGAGAGAAAGGAUGAGAUAGUGGGUGCAGUGCCAAACGGAAAAUGCCUAACGGGGGAACCGCCGAGACCCAUAACGCGCAAGUCAAGACAUCUACCUCAGGUAAUCGCAGCUUUAGCGGUUUCCCUAGCACCGUUCUCAGCCGGUUUGGGUAAAGGAUAUAGCUCCCCCGCCAUCGCAUCUCUGCAGGGUCCUGGAAAUUCCACCAGACGGGACUUCCAGCUGACGGAUCAGCAGGCAUCUUGGCUCGCGUCCUUAUCUUUUCUGGGCGCCUUAUUUGGUGGAAUGGCAGGCGGUGCAGCGAUGCGGCAUGGGCGGCGCCGCGUGCUCUCACUGGCUGCAGCACCGUGCAGCUUGUCAUGGCUGCUCACUGUCCUAGCCACGAGUGUCCGUAUGAUGUGCAUUACUGCCUUUUUGGGCGGGUUUUGCUGUUCCAUACUUACAAUGUUAUCUCAGGUGUACAUCAGUGAAAUAUCAGUACCAGAUAUUCGUGGCUGUCUUAGCGCCGUAUUAAAAGUCGUCGGACACCUCGGAGUACUGUUCAGCUUCACCAUUGGAGCCUAUUUGGACUGGCAACAAUUAGCACUUUGCAUAUCCGCCGCACCCUUACUUCUAUUCUGCACAGUUCUUUAUAUACCAGAGACGCCAAGCUAUCUCGUGCUAAUUGGAAAGGACGAAGAAGCGUAUAAGAGCCUUUUGUGGUUACGAGGUCCGAACUCGGACGUAGCACAAGAAUUAGCCACUAUUCGUACUAACGUUCUAGCAAGCAAAAACUUUAGCCAGCGCCAGAGUCAGAUGACAAGUAGCCAAUUAAUUAGUUCUCUAGAUGUUAGGACGAUGAACCGUCUCCUUGGACCAAUUCUAGUGACCUGUGGUCUCAUGAUGUUUCAACGGUUUUCAGGCGCUCAUGCGUUUUCCUUCUACGCUGUCCCAAUUUUUAGGAAAACCUUUGGCGGUAUGAACCCGCACAGCGCAGCCAUCGCUGUAUCUUUUGUCCAGUUAUUAGCGUCCUGUCUUUCUGGCUUGCUAAUUGAUACUGUCGGUCGUCUACCGCUACUUAUAGUCAGCUCUGUUCUAAUGUCAAUGGCCUUGGCUGGUUUUGGAAGCUAUGCGUAUUACGAGGAGGUUCACCGAAAUCAAAGAAUUCAGAAUGUAAUGUUUCAUCAAACAGUCGGACAAAAUGAUUGGAUUCCUUUAUUGUGUGUUCUGGUUUUUACCAUUGCUUUCUCCUUGGGUAUGAGUCCCAUCUCUUGGCUCUUAAUAAGUGAGCUAUUUCCUUUAGAAUACAGGGCAUUUGGAAGUGCUAUGGCGACAGCUUUUAGCUAUUUAUGUGCUUUUGUUGGUGUCAAAACGUUUGUCGAUUUUCAGCAAGCUUUAGGUCUGUAUGGGGCGUUUUGGUUGUAUGCCUCUAUAAGUGUUGGAGGACUUUGUUUUGUGGUUUGCUGUGUGCCGGAAACAAAAGGUAGGGAUUUAGACGAAAUGGAUCCGAAUUAUGUUCAAAGUUUGUCUCCGAAGAGGUAA
This is a messenger RNA of Pieris macdunnoughi, 2184 nucleotides long. NCBI's taxonomy places the organism in Eukaryota, Metazoa, Arthropoda, Insecta, Lepidoptera, Pieridae. The record is from the annotation of a GenBank genome assembly.